GUCAGAUAAAAUGUUCGUAUAUAAAAUGGAAUGUCUGUAGCUGUAUCAUCACAUUAACAGUGUUGAUUGAUUGCACACAGACAGCAAUGAGUUUGAGUCGCGUGGCUGUUUUCGCCUCCAUCUUGGUUUGCUACUAUGUCAGUAUUGUAGCUAUACCAGCUGGGGAUACAACAGCGACGGCUGCUGCAAGUGCCGCAUCGACAGCAAAAUCCUCUGCAGAUAAAUCGAAUGCACAGGCAGUUGCCGCAAGUAACUCUACAGCAACCACAGUCACCAAUACUACGACGACAACGACUACUGCUGUCGCCGCCUCUAAUGCAACUUCUAAUGCCACAACUGCUGGUGAAGAUUGUAAAGAAGACACAGCUGCAAAUGCUAAUGCAACUUCAAAUGCCGUAGCAUCAAGCGCAGCGUCAGGUAACGGAACAGAUUCGAGUGCUAACGCUACUUCAACUGCUGCAGCAUCUAGUGUAGCUUCUGGCAAUGAAGCUGCUUCAAAUGCUAGUGCUGCUUCAACAGCUGCAGCAUCUAGUGUAGCUUCUGGCAAAGAAGCUGAUUCAAGUGCUAAAGCUGCUUCAACAGCUGCAGAAUCUAGUGCAGCUUCUGGCAAUGGAACAGAUUCAAGUACCAAUGCCGCUUCCACAACCGCAUCGCCAAGUGCGACUACGGCAAAGGACGCAGAUUCAGACGCUACGAGCACUACUCCAGCAUCGGCUAAUUGUACAAGUACAACCGUAGCUCCAACAGCCAGUUCUAAUGACAGUGAAGAAGAUACUGGAAAAUCUUCCACGACGUGCGCACCAACUGAAAAUGCGGAUGCGACCGCCACGGCUGCAGCUUCGGCUGCAUCUUCAGCUGCCACAAAGGCCUAAGCAUAAAAAUUCAAUAGUUUCAUUUCAUUCAUUUACUUCUGUAAAUUUUGUCAUUCAUAUCGUGCUAUGUAUAAUAUAUGUAUACCAAAAAUGUUAUAAGCAUUGAUUUCAUUCAGAUUAAUUAUUACAGUAUUACUGUUACGGUAUUUUAAUUUAUUAUCUACUUAAUAAAUAGUUUUUAAAUACGAAAUAAGAACAAAUAUAUAAAUUUAACAUUAUGUUGUACAACAAAAUGUAAUCGCGUUUUUGUAUUCUUUCAAGUUUUUUUAUUAAAUGUUAUUUAUUUAAUA
Bombyx mori (domestic silkworm) is the source of this 1162-nucleotide messenger RNA. RefSeq names its product autotransporter adhesin BpaC. The transcript is spliced from 3 exons. Bases 87 to 872 code for a protein of 261 amino acids. Lineage: Eukaryota; Metazoa; Arthropoda; Insecta; Lepidoptera; Bombycidae. The record is from RefSeq and is a predicted model, not a curated record.